AUGCCUGUGGCCCUAGGGGUUAUUGUCCUGGGGAGCCGGACAUACGCCCGGUUGGUCAGAGCAGGACGCAGGGCUGAGACACACUCUGGGAGCGGCGCCGACGGCCGCGCGGCGCUGGACGUGGUGCACCCGGUGCGCGUGGACGCGGGCGGCGCCUUCCUGUCGUACGAGCUGUGGCCGCGCGCGCUGCGCAAGCGGGACGUGUCCGCGCGCCGCGCCGCGCCCGCCUUCUACGAGCUGCAGUACCGCGGGCGCGAGUUGCGCUUCAACCUGACGGCCAACGCGCACCUGCUGGCGCCCGGCUUCGUGAGCGAGACGCGGCGGCGCGGCGGCCUGGGGCGCACGCACAUCCGCGCCCGCGCGCCCGCCUGCCACCUGCUCGGCGAGGUGCAGGACCCCGAGCUGGAGGGCGGCCUGGCGGCCAUCAGCGCUUGCGACGGGCUGACAGGUGUGUUCCGCCUCUCCAACGAGGACUACUUCAUCGAGCCCCUGGAGGGUGUGCCUGCCCGUCCUGGCCACGCCCAGCCCCACGUGGUCUAUAAGCGCCAAGCCCCAGAGAGGGGGGCGGAGCUGGGGGGCUCCAGAGCUCCCGGCACCUGCGGGGUACCAGCGUCCAUGGAGCCGGAGGCCCGGCGAGAGCGUUGGGAGCAGCGGCAGCAGUGGCGUCGGCAGCGCCCGAGGCGUCUGCAUCAGCGCUCGGUCAGCAGGGAGAAGUGGGUGGAGACCCUGGUGGUCGCCGACACCAAGAUGGUGGAGUACCACGGGCAGCCGCAGGUCGAGAGCUACGUGCUGACCAUCAUGAACAUGGUGAGGCUGCGGAGGGGUCCUGCCGGCUGCUUCCUGGCCAGCUGCUUCCUGCUGGAGGAGGGCCCGGCCAGAGGUGGCUCUGCACACACGCGGGCGCACAGCCGCCUUCCGGCAGCCCCGGCGGCCCGAGCUGUGCCGAGCAUGGGAGACCGGGCUCCUCACCAGCUGUGCGGCCUCAGGCCCCACUUCCCGGUGCAUAGAGAGGCCGAGGGCCCCCGUGCUCGGGGACGGGGCUGCGAGCGGGAUCGCCUGUCCUUCGGCUUCUGUGAGACCCUCCGCCUGCUGGGCCGCUGCCAGCUGCCUGCCGUCCGCACCCAGUGCUGCCGCUCCUGCCCCCUACCAGGCCACGGGGUCCCCUCCCGCGGCCAUCAGCGUGUCGCCCGCCGCUGA
Messenger RNA from Herpailurus yagouaroundi (jaguarundi), 1197 nucleotides. It is a transcript of the gene ADAMTS7, whose product is annotated as ADAM metallopeptidase with thrombospondin type 1 motif 7. The coding region runs from base 1 to 1197 and encodes 398 amino acids. Lineage: Eukaryota; Metazoa; Chordata; Mammalia; Carnivora; Felidae. The transcript is spliced from 6 exons. Gene Ontology annotation, molecular function: metallopeptidase activity. The record is from RefSeq and is a predicted model, not a curated record.